Molecule: messenger RNA, 1427 nt
Organism: Exophiala viscosa
Lineage: Eukaryota; Fungi; Ascomycota; Eurotiomycetes; Chaetothyriales; Herpotrichiellaceae
Exons: 3
Coding region: 116-1186 (356 amino acids)
Source: RefSeq, a predicted model, not a curated record
GUGCUCGAUUUCACAGACCGCGAGCUCACAACUUAACACCUCUUCGACAAUCAAGCCUACACGUUUAGAUUCAUCCCGUACCAGACUCACAUCUCCCUAUGAUACCUUGAACAUAAUGGACACCUCGAAAGAACCGACCUUUCCUCCCGCCAGCGACGUCCCCCUGCACCGCAACGCACCCCUCGCACCUACGCAAGAGCUAGCCUACAGGAAGAAGUGCAUCCAGCUCAAGCGGCGCCUUGCCGAGAUAGAAGCCAACAAUGAUUCCACUCGCAAGAGGAUCAUCCAGGAGUCAGAACAUGUCCAGAAAAUGCGCCUCCUGCGCGCCAUCCUCCUCAACCACCUCAACGACAUCAUGAGCACUCCAGCCAAGAAGCUCACACCAGAACAACUCGAAAAGAUCGGAGUCCAAGCAAACGGAGGCGCAAGCCUGGCUGAACUUGCCGGCAGCGCAAUCACUCAGGAAUUGCUCGGAUCCAGGCCUGACGGAGAAGCACUCUUAGACGACAGUUCUGAAGAGAGUGAUGAAGAUGAACCCGAGCCCCUAGAAAGACCGGAAAGACGAAGACGAGUAAACAACAACUACCGUGAAACAAUCAUGAACACUGCUCCUGGAGAAUCCGCCUCUAAUGUCUAUCAACCAUCACCACUACCAAGUAUCGCACCAGCAAAUUCCUUCUCCCCACCGGCACCUCACGAUGCAUCAACGUUGACAUCCACCUUCCGUGUCUCUUCCGGCACUCCGCAAGCCGCUGUCACACCGAGCUAUCAACCUCCAACUGCGGGAGAAUCUCGUUAUGAAGAAUCUUCACCCAUUGCAGUGAAUCAGCAUCCAGUCCAGCCUUACACGGGCACAUACCCUGCACGACCUCCAAGUUUGCCUUCCACUAGUAUCGACACCAACGGUAUGGGACGGUCUCUUAUUCCUCCACGGCCGGAGCGUCCAGAAACGCCCUACAUUCAGUUCACUGCGCAUAUGAGACCGCAGCUAGAGGCAGAUCAGUAUCCUCCUGAACAGAUACCUGAGAGGAUCCAGGCUGAGUGGGACGGAUUGAGUCCUGAAAAUAGGAAACUUUGGGACGACAGAUACCAAGACCAAAUGAGGGAGUACACAGUCGCUAUGGAUGCCUACAAACGGGCUACGCGACGUGAGAAUACUGGUGGCUUCUCUUCCCUCAAUUCGUAGGAUGAUUUCGACGGGGAAAUGGGUAUGGCAUCAUCCAGACGGCCUGCGAGCUCUCAUGGACUCAGUACAGGAUGGGCUGUUGAUCACGGUAUUCCGCGGCUGUCAACUGAAACCUCAUCUGGGAUCAUGCCAGAUCGAAAACGGCAGCAGACCUUACAACACAAGCAUACAAGGACAGUCCAAGCCAGCACAAAUCCACGCCAUCUGGUAUUGCAAGUUGGGUUUCCCACCGCGCGGGCCG